Molecule: messenger RNA, 1933 nt
Organism: Exophiala oligosperma
Lineage: Eukaryota; Fungi; Ascomycota; Eurotiomycetes; Chaetothyriales; Herpotrichiellaceae
Exons: 1
Coding region: 1-1932 (643 amino acids)
Molecular function (GO): flavin adenine dinucleotide binding; NADP binding; N,N-dimethylaniline monooxygenase activity
Source: RefSeq, a predicted model, not a curated record
AUGGGAUCCAUAGGCAGCGACAACUUUGCCCAAGCGGAAGCCAAAUACGACGCCGAACGAGACCGCAGAAUUCGUCCCGAUGGAGCGACUCAAUUCGUCGAUACCACUCGAUCCGCCAAGUUCACGCACUUUGCUCAGAAUCCCUGGAUCAAGGAAGACCCUCCCACUUCCCAGGCUGCAAUCGAGGAUGGUGACCACGUUCGCGUUCUCAUUCUUGGAGCGGGCUAUGGCGGUCUCACCUACGCGGUUCGGCUGAUGGAGGCCAGCAUCGAUGUGAAGGACAUGCUGCUCGUUGAUGCUGCCGGUGGCUUUGGCGGCACGUGGUACUGGAAUCGUUACCCUGGACUGAUGUGUGAUGUGCAAAGCACCCUUUACAUGCCCUUGCUCGAGGAAACUGGCUAUACGCCGAAGCACAGAUACUCAUACGGAAACGAACUCCGCGAGUAUGCCAACCUCGUGGCUGAUAAAUGGGGUCUAAACACCAGGGCUCUCUUCAAGGCGUCUGUGAAGAGUACCGAGUGGGACGAAGAGAAGGGCGAAUGGCGUACGACAAUUAGAAUCAAUCUCGACACGAACCAAGAGCGUGAUAUUAUGCUGCGCUCUGAUUUUUUCUGCCUGAACGGAGGCAUUCUGGUCCACCCAAAGUUGCCUCUCCUCCCUGGGGUUGAGUCUUACAAUGGCCAGACAUUCCAUACGUCUCGAUGGGACUACUCAAUUACGGGCGGAUCAUCAACAGACCCAAACAUGGUGAAACUCAAAGGCAAGAGGGUCGGAAUUGUUGGGACUGGAGCGACCUCAAUCCAGGUUGUGCCGGAGCUCGCCAAGUGGGCACAGGAGCUCUUCGUCUUCCAGCGCACCCCAUCUGCGGUGGACACGCGAGGGCAAAAGCCUUUAGAUCCUCAAGAUCUUGCGCAGACAAAGAAAAUCCCAGGCUGGCAGCGAGCCUACCGAGAGAAUAUGGCGGCCUUUCUGGUCAAUCCGGUUGUCACGCCCGAAAAGGACCUGGUGCAAGACGCUUGGACGAGCUUCCCCAGCUUCAGCGGACUGGUCGGAAGCCCGCGGAUCAAGGACAUCCCCCCGGAGAAGACGGCUCAGUACGUGCAAUCGCUUCACACCCUGGAUUUUCCUCGUCAGGACGCCAUUCGCACCCAGGUUGACGACCUGGUCAAGGACAAGGCAACGGCCGAGGCUCUGAAGCCGUGGUAUCCUGGCUGGUGCAAGAGACCCUGCUUCCACGAUGAAUAUCUGCCAACCUUCAACCAGCCCCACGUCCACCUCGUCGACACCGCGGGCAAGGGCGUUGAUCGAAUGACCCCGUCCGGGAUUUGUGUACGCGACAAAGAGUACGAGGUGGACGUGCUGAUCUUCGCGACCGGCUAUGAGCCAUGGGGCGCCGGCAGCCCUGCGUAUCGCGCCGGCAUCGAAGUCAAAGGACGCGAUGGCGUGUCUCUGGACGAGAAGUGGACCAAGUCAUUGGCCACGCUACACGGACUGCUCACACGCAAUUUCCCCAACAUGUUCUUGUCGGCCGGUGGGUCGCAGGGAGGUACCACGGUCAAUGUUGUGCAUACGAUGGACGUGUACGCCAUGCACAUUGCCAAGAUUAUCACGCAGGCCAGCAAGGGCGCGAGGCAGGGCCAGAAAAUCGUCGUCGAGCCUACCGACGCCGGCGAAGCUGACUGGACCAUGCGUGUUGUCAAGCAGGCGCAUGGUGCGGCUGGACUCAUUGGGUGUACACCCAGCUACAUCACUGGUGAAGGCAAGGCCGGCCAGGAAAAGACGGACGAAGAACGACUCCACGGGGCGAAACGAGCGGGUUGGAUGUCAGGUCUUCUGGACUACAUUGAUACGAUCAAGGCGUGGGAGGAUGAGGGCAAGUUGUAUGGCCUGGAAGUGCGUUACAAGCCUAUCGGAGAGGGAUAUAGGAGGUGAG